CGUUAAUGUUGGACAAACCAUAAACACGCAACAAUAAUUUGUUUUAUUUUUAUAGCAUCUUACAAUAUCUAAGAUGAAACGCUCAAGAACAGCAUUGCUUGCUGUUAUCUUCUUUGUCAUCAUCAUAUGGGAAUCAAACUCUUCACUGGCAUAUUACGAGACUUUCACACAAUGCCUAACCACAAAUUCCGACCCCAAACAUCCCAUUUCCCCGGCCGUGUUAUACGCCGGAAACCGCUCCUACUCCUCUGUACUAGAAGCCAACAUCCAUAACCUCCGCUUAAACAGCUCCACAACUCCGAAACCCUUCCUCAUAAUCGCCGCAACACACGAAUCACACGUUCAAGCCGCGGUUACCUGUGGCAAACGCCACAACCUUCAGAUGAAAAUCAGAAGUGGCGGCCACGACUACGACGGCUUGUCCUACGUUUCGUAUUCUGGCCAUCCAUUCUUUGUCCUCGACAUGUUUAAUCUCCGGUCGGUUGAUGUUGACCUAGCGAGUAAAACCGCGUGGGUCCAAAGCGGUGCCAUUCUCGGAGAGGUUUAUUACCAUAUAUGGGAGAAGAGCAAAACGCUAGCUUAUCCCGCCGGGGUUUGUCCGACGGUUGGUGUAGGCGGCCAUAUUAGCGGCGGAGGGUACGGUAACAUGAUGAGGAAGUACGGUCUCACCAUCGAUAAUACUGUCGAUGCAAGAAUGGUUGACGUCAAUGGAAAAAUUUUGGAUAGAAAGUUGAUGGGAGAGGAUCUCUUCUGGGCUAUCAACGGAGGAGGAGGAGGAAGCUUCGGCGUCGUUUUAGCCUACAGAAUAAACCUCGUCGAAGUCCCUGAAACCGUCACCGUUUUCAGAGUCACCCGGACGUUGGAGCAGAACGCGACGGAGAUUGUUCACCGGUGGCAACAUGUCGCGCCAGAUCUUCCAGACGAGAUCUUCAUACGAACAACCAUGGAAGUUGUAAACGGCACCGUUUCUUCACAAAAGACUGUCAGGGCAACAUUCUUAGCUUUGUUCCUCGGGGACGCAUCCACGCUUUUGUCGAUACUAAACCGGAGAUUACCAGAACUAGGUCUGGUCCGGUCCGACUGUACCGAGACGAGCUGGAUCCAAUCAGUGCUUUUCUGGACUAAUGUCCAAGUGGGUACGCCGGAGAAAGUUCUGCUGGAGAGGAAUAAAAUCUUGAGGUAUCUCAAGAGGAAAUCGGAUUUCGUUCUUGAACCGAUCUCAAGAACCGGUUUAGAUUCGAUUUGGAGGAAGAUGAUCGAGCUUGAGACUCCGACGGCUUUAGCUUUCAAUCCAUACGGAGGCAUGAUGGCUAAGAUAUCGCCGACGGCUACUCCGUUCCCAUACAGAGCAGGCAACCUCUGUAAGAUUCAGUACUUUACUGAUUGGAGAGACGAUAGAUUAACAAACCGGUACAUGGAACUGACGAGGAAGUUGUACCGGUUCAUGACUCCUUUUGUUUCCAAGAAUCCGAGACAGUCAUUUUUUAAUUAUCGGGAUAUUGAAUUGGGAACCAAUUCUCACAAAAUCAGGAGCUAUGUUGAAGGUAAACGAUACGGGGAGAAAUAUUUCGCCGGAAAUUUCGAGAGGUUGGUGGAGAUCAAGACUAGAGUUGAUAGUGGUAACUUCUUCAGGAAUGAAAAUAGUAUUCCUGUGAAACCAUAUUUCAGUAGUUGAUUAGUGAAACUGCUAUUGUGUAAUGAUUGUUCGCAAGUCUUGUAUGUUUUCAAAGCAUAAGUGGUCUGACGAAUAAAAAUCUGAUACAUGGCA
Raphanus sativus (radish) is the source of this 1768-nucleotide messenger RNA. RefSeq names its product berberine bridge enzyme-like 8. The transcript is spliced from 2 exons. NCBI's taxonomy places the organism in Eukaryota, Viridiplantae, Streptophyta, Magnoliopsida, Brassicales, Brassicaceae. The coding region runs from base 74 to 1675 and encodes 533 amino acids. Gene Ontology annotation, molecular function: oxidoreductase activity; FAD binding. The record is from RefSeq and is a predicted model, not a curated record.